UAAAAAACCCACCAUCCGAUUUCUUCUCCAAUUUCAGAAUAAAAAGGGGCGUUUUUGGAUAUCAACCCUUAGAAAAACCACUCGGUUUCUAUCUUCUUCCUCCAUAAAACCACUGAUGCCAUAAGUUUUGGGCGAAAUCCACAAUACCCAUUUGAGAUUCCGGUCCGUGAACGCGAGAUCUCCAUCUGGGUUCACCCCCACGUUUCGCAUCAAUGGCGGAAACCAAGAGGUACAUUUCGAGGGCUGAGCUCGGGAAGCACAAUAGAGUCGGAGAUCUCUGGAUCUCGAUUCAGGGGAAGGUCUACGACGUCACUCGCUGGGCCGUUGACGGACAUCCUGGCGGCGAGCUUCCACUUCUCAACCUCGCCGGACAAGACGUUACCGACGCGUUCAUCGCGUAUCACCCAGGUACAGCUUGGCAACACCUGAACAUGUUCUUCACUGGGUAUUAUCUCGAAGAUUUCGCUGUUUCAGAUGUGUCUAAGGAUUACAGGAGGCUCGCGUCUGAGUUCUCGAAGAUGGGUUUGUUCGAGAAGAAAGGCCAUGGCGUCUUCGUCUUGCUUUGCUUGAUCUCUGUUCUGUUUUCGCUGUCUGUCUAUGGUGUUUUGUGCUCUGAGAGUGUUUGGGUUCACCUUCUUUGUGGUGGGGUGAUGGGGUUUCUGUGGAUUCAGAGUGGUUGGAUUGGUCAUGAUUCUGGGCAUUACCAAGUUAUGGUGAACCGUAAGAUGAAUCGGUUCGUGCAGAUCUUGACUGGUAAUUGCCUCGCUGGUAUCAGCAUUGCUUGGUGGAAACUAAACCAUAACACUCAUCACAUUGCUUGCAACAGUCUAGAUUUCGACCCUGAUCUCCAACACAUGCCAUUUUUCGCUGUAUCUUCAAAGCUCUUUCAUUCAUUGAGAUCUUAUUUCUACGAGAGGAAGAUGAACUUCGAUACAGCUGCUCGGUUCUUGGUUAGCUACCAGCAUUUGACGUUUUACCCGGUUAUGUGUUUCGCAAGAAUCAAUCUGUUUGCUCAGUCUUUCUUGCUCUUGUUUUCCGGAAAGAAAGUGUCCGGCAGAGGACUCGAGUUUAUCGGCCUUCUCGUGUUCUGGGUUUGGUACCCUUUGCUUGUUUCUUGUCUGCCCAAUUGGGGAGAAAGGCUGAUGUUCGUGGUGGCGAGUUUCUCCGUGACAGGGAUCCAACAUGUUCAGUUCUGUCUCAACCAUUUCUCCUCGGAUGUGUACGUUGGACCGCCUAAUGGUAAUGACUGGUUCGAGACGCAAACGAAAGGAACUCUCGACAUAAAAUGCUCUGAAUGGAUGGAUUGGUUUCAUGGGGGUUUGCAGUUUCAGAUCGAGCACCACUUGUUCCCGAGGUUGCCUCGUUGCCAACUACGAAAAGUUUCGCCCUUUGUUCAAGAACUGUGCAAGAAGCAUAAUUUGCCUUACAACUGUGCAUCUUUCUGGAAGGCUAAUGUCAUGACAGUGGACAUUCUUAAAUCCGCGGCUAUGCAGGCGCGGGAUUGGACCAAGCCGAUUCCCAAGAACUUGGUGUGGGAGGCUGUUAAUACUCAUGGUUGAAGCCAAGUCCAUGUGCUUUCAGGGUUUCUUGAUAAUUGUAUGCAGAGAUUGGAUACAAUUGGUUGAAGAGAAAUUCAGUUCGGAGAUGUGACUUUCUCGGAGGCUUCUAUCGUUCAUCAUCCCUCGUUGUCCGGUAGAGGUUCCUCCGCCUAUCAUUUACUUUUUCGUGCUGUAUCCUCUGUCUAAGACUCUUCAGUUCAGUCAUUCUGGUUUAUGCAUUUUCAUUCAUGUAUUGCUGUUAUGCCUAGCAAUAUAUCUUCAUGUGUUUCUUUCCAUCCUACACCUUGAGUUGAAAUCUUUUGCAUAAGAACAA
Messenger RNA from Tarenaya hassleriana, 1872 nucleotides. Its product is annotated as acyl-lipid (9-3)-desaturase-like. The coding region runs from base 213 to 1559 and encodes 448 amino acids. Lineage: Eukaryota; Viridiplantae; Streptophyta; Magnoliopsida; Brassicales; Cleomaceae. Gene Ontology annotation, cellular component: membrane. Gene Ontology annotation, molecular function: oxidoreductase activity, acting on paired donors, with oxidation of a pair of donors resulting in the reduction of molecular oxygen to two molecules of water. The transcript has a single exon. Gene Ontology annotation, biological process: lipid metabolic process. The record is from RefSeq and is a predicted model, not a curated record.